This is a messenger RNA of Cryptomeria japonica (Japanese cedar), 697 nucleotides long. RefSeq names its product non-specific lipid-transfer protein 2. The transcript is spliced from 2 exons. The coding region runs from base 63 to 434 and encodes 123 amino acids. Gene Ontology annotation, molecular function: lipid binding. Gene Ontology annotation, cellular component: membrane. NCBI's taxonomy places the organism in Eukaryota, Viridiplantae, Streptophyta, Pinopsida, Cupressales, Cupressaceae. Gene Ontology annotation, biological process: lipid transport. The record is from RefSeq and is a predicted model, not a curated record.
GAUUAGUUCUCUACUUCUGUUAAAAAUUCUGUCUUUUAUUGGCUUUUGUAAGAAGAAGAGAGAUGGGCAGUGCAAAGCCGUGGAAUAGUGUGAAUAUGAUGGUGGUCAUGUUUUUGUUGAUGUGGGUUUCAUGGGUAGUAUCAGGAGCAGCAGCUGACUGCAACACAGCUUCCAAAUAUCUGACUCCCUGCUCUAACUUUCUGACAAAAGGAAGUCCCUUACCAAGGAUAAAUGAUCCAUGCUGCCAAGGCGUGCGCAGAGUGUAUAAGCAGGGGGCCACUCAACAGGAGAGGCAGCAGAUUUGCCAGUGUCUGAAGAACUCCGCUACCAAUCUCAAACUGAAUGACAAAGCUGUGGCCAGCCUUGCUCCUCUCUGUGGGAUUCGACUUACCUAUGUUGUCACUAAAAAGAUUAAUUGCACCACGAUUCCUUGAAAUGAAAUACAGCUAUUUCCUGCUUUCGGCUUUCCUAAGAUAAGAUAUAUAUUAUCAGCACUCAGCUUUCGCUUACGUAUUAGUACCGUUUAAAGGGUUGUGAUGUAUAAUGGAGGUGUUACUUUAAACUCUGUGUCUCUAGUACCCUUUUACCUAAAUAAAACUAGAGCUAUAUUAUAAUAAGAUUGUAAUGGAUUUAUAUCCGGCCAUUUCAAAGAUCUACUGUCCUCUUUAGUAUUAUUUUCCAGUUAUUAAUAAAAAAA